Messenger RNA from Metarhizium robertsii ARSEF 23, 6444 nucleotides. RefSeq names its product Homeodomain-like protein. Gene Ontology annotation, cellular component: Set3 complex. Gene Ontology annotation, biological process: regulation of transcription by RNA polymerase II. NCBI's taxonomy places the organism in Eukaryota, Fungi, Ascomycota, Sordariomycetes, Hypocreales, Clavicipitaceae. The record is from RefSeq and is a predicted model, not a curated record. Bases 1 to 6444 code for a protein of 2147 amino acids. The transcript has 3 exons.
AUGUAUGUGCAAGUCCCUUGUUUGUUUAUAUUCGGGCAGGGCUGGGCGUCUAGGUAUUCUAGGUACGAUCCGGAACGCCGGUCAAGAUCGCCGAGAGACAGAUCCCCGGACCGCUUUGACAGGGCCUCUCAAUACGGCGACAACGAUCGUCGUCGCUCGUCCGCCGAAGCCCGCUCUAAUUCGUCAGGAUUCCCGCCAAAUCGCGAUGGCUUCGGGGAUUCCCUGCGGAGGGAGCCCCCAAGAGGCCCCAAAGCUCUUGUCGACGCCCCCAGCGGUCCCAGAGGAGGUGCAUUUGGCGCUGACUUUCGCGGUCGAGGACGAGGCAGAGGCAGAGCUUGGCCGCCCAGAGACGAGAGCAGGGAUCGCGGGAGGGAUCGCGAUAUAGAUUACAGGGACCGUUAUCGAGAGGACCGUAGUCGCGAGCGGGAGCGUGAUCGGGAGCGUGAUCGGGAGCGUGAUCGGGAGCGGGAGCGGGAGCGGGACAGAGAUCGAGAUUGGAGGGAAUCACGAGACUUCAGGUCUCGCCGCUCACCCCCUCCUGGACGAGGUCGAACUCCGCCGCGAGAUUUCCGUGACAGAGACAGAGAUGGCCCUCUCUUACCGGAUGCUGAUAGAUCCCGUCGUGGAUCCAGAGACGGCGGUCCUCCAUCAGCUGGCUCGUCAAAUUCUGAUCCACCCUUUGGAAUGCUUCCCUUUGGACGCGGCGGUGGCUUCAUGCGUGGUGGACGAGGAAGAGGAAGAGGCGACUGGCCGUCUGACCGCGGACGAGGACGAGCAACUUACGAAGAUCGCGGCGAUCGCUAUCCCCGAAGUCGAUCUCAAGAGGCUCGAUGGGGUCGGGACCGGGAUCGUGACGACCGUGACCGCGGCGAUAGAUACCCACCAGAGGCGGACAUUAUCAGGCGCGAUCCCCGAGAUGACCCCCGUGAGCGCAACGACCGCGAUCUGAUACGCCCCAAGAAAGAAGGACGUCCUUCAAUAUCCCAAGAGCCGUCUGCCCAAGGUCGUGAAGUUUCUCCGCCUCCUGUCGCACCCUCGGCCCCAGCAUUUGGAUCCGUUCCCAGUCGCACUGGCGCUGACGGUGUACCGGUGACAACGAGUGGUAGUGGCAAACUUCCUCCCUCGGCUCCGCGAGCUCUCACCGACCGCCCCGGAUCCUCAGGAAACUCUGCGCCAAUGGAGUCGUCGGCCCCCGUCAGCGGUCCGAUAAGAGCGGGAAGCCAUGACGGCCCUUCCAUCCCUGUGGGACCUCGAGCGCAUCAGCAACGGCCUUCAAGCAAACAAUGGAUCAACCCGGAUCUCAAGAAAGCCCCGGUGUCGCCCAAGAUGAUGAGGGCUCAGACAUUCGCGCAGUCAGGUUCAAUUUCACGACGGGAUAGUAGGGAAAGCGAUCAUCACCAUUUUGAGCAAAGGAGACCUCGCAGUAGUGACGCAGACACUGACCCUCGUGGAUUUGGUCAUUUCGACAACAGGGCGAGAUCAAACCACAGUGCCGAGCCUGGCGAGAUCACGGUCAAGUCUGAAUCAGAAAGGGGUUCUGUGACGUUGGAAUCAACAAAGACGCCCGAAACUGCCCAGUCUUUCAAGGACGACCACCGCCCAAGCACAGCGAGUAAUGCCGCAAUCAAGCCAGUACAGGCCAUCAAACGAGUGCGAAAACGCCCCGCUGUUGGUGUUUUACGAUUUUCUCUGCCUCCCAAGACUGCACUCAAAGACCAGGAUUCGGAGUCGGACGACGAUGAGGACAUGGCCGAUUACUUUAACAUGGAAAUUGAAAAGACGGAAGCAGAACUUGCCAGAUUACCAAAACCGAGCCUACCUACCGAAGUCGUUGCGCGGUACGCCGCAUUGUCGCAUGGCUCGAUGGCGCGAAUAUUGAACGAAAGCGAAGGUUUGACAGAUGUUCUAGGAACGGUUACCGAGACCUUGGAUGUCGAAUUGAGCAAGAGUCAUGAUGUUGUAACAGCGCCAACCAAGGAUGUUGAUGCUACGGCAGCACUCAUUGAAACCCCCGUAGAAGUGACGGCCAAGGUGGAAACCGAAGAAAUCGCCAAGCCUGAUGUUGUCGACACCGUUCCUGAGCCCAUUACGAAGACGGAGGAGAUGGAUCUUGAUGCUCCUCGGGCUCCCUCUGUGCCGGCCAGUGAUGUUCAAUCAAAAGAUGCAGCGGCCAGUAAACCAUCAUCUCGCCCUGUGUCGAGAUCCGGCGCCUCUACUUCUGGUACUUCUAUUCUUGCACAUGAAGGUACGAAACAGCCGUCACAACCUCCCGAAUCGAUCCCAGAGGCGACCGAAGCUGCCUCAAAGCCUCCCAGCACUCCGUCGCAAAUACCUGAUGAUGACGAUGAAACCGAAUCCGAGGACGAGGCGUACUUGGACCUGAAGACAGUGCGUCGAUUCAUGACAACGCCGCCCAUUGACAGUCUGCCCGACUACAGCUGCGACAGCUGGGUGAAAGACAAGGACUUGCUGGCGACAUUCGACACUGAUUCCAUCAUUGACGAAUAUGUUAUGGAACACCUGGACAAGAUUCAUCUUGAGGAAUCUACCCAGCAAGAGCAAGCACGCAAGGCUUACGCCGACAAAUAUAUUGACUAUCUGGAAUUUACACUCUCGAACGAUCCGGCUGCUGUCAAGAGCAGGGACAAAUUCUCCGUCGCGGUCCCCAUGAUUGAGCCCGCUGGUACGAUAACGCCUGAGCCUAAACCAGAAGGGCGGAGCUCCGGCAGGAGGUUUGCUUCGGAACGUGACUUGGAGCGGGUUUUGCAAGCAUCCAUGCGAGAGGACGAGGAGAGGAAGGAGCGUGAGUUGAGGGCUCAAAAGGAAAAGUAUCGCAGCGAAAAAGAAGCAGUGAUUCCGGAGAUGUACUGGGAUGCCGAGGAGAGAGCGAAGGCUCAAUAUACGGACCGAUCCGGCUACACACCGCAAGACCGUCUAGUCUCGGCAUGGCACGUCCUGCCACCCCUCAACAACUUUACCGAGGAAGAGAACGAGCUAUUCGAGAAGCGCUACCUCGAGAACCCCAAGCAAUGGGGCAAGAUUGCUGAAAUGAUACCGCAUCGUGACUUUGGCACUUGCAUUCAGUAUUACUACCUGAUGAAGAAGGAUCUCAACUUGAAAGAGAAGCUCAAGAAGCAGCCUAAGCGGCGGAAGAAGGGCGGACGAGGCAAGCAGAGAUCGAGUGCCUUGGUUUCGGAGCUUGGGAAUGGCGACGAAGGAACCGAGGAGAGCCAAGAAACUGGCGAGAAUGGAGAGCGUCGAAGACCGCGCCGCGCCGCCGCCCCGACAUGGGGAUUCGAGCAGCCGGCAACAGACAGCGAGAAUGCAACUCCCGCCGGAACGCCUGGACGUCGCGGGGCUUCGGCAGCUGCUCGAGGAGAGCAAGGUGAGAAGGUGGAUGGUCGGAGAGGUCGCAGGCGUGCCAAGGAUAAGGACAAGGACAAGGACAAAGACAAGGAUAAGGAUAAGGAAAAGGACAAGGACAAGGACGCCAAGGCAUCUAAAGCCAACCAAUCGCUGUCCGUGACACCUGGAGGUGGUUCUGGAAAAGGCAGGUCUCGGUCUAGUUCCCGAGUACCAGCUGAUAUUCCAACCACAGCCAUGCCUCCAGACGCCGGUCGCGCGCCAACAGCUGGAUUCGAUCAGACUGUACCUUCUGGGAUUCACCCGCCAUUCCCCGUUCAGCAGCAGCAGCAGCAGCAGCAACAGUCUCAGCUGCAACAGCAGCUGCAGCCGCAGCAGGCCAUUCCAGGUAUGGAACGAGUCAAGACCAUACCUCCACCGUCAAUCUCAGAUGUUAUGGCUGCUCCCUCGCUGCGGCCGGAACCACCACCUCCUCCGCAGCCUGCAAUGACGACAUUCAAUCUUGCCCAGCCUCAAACCGAGCGCAAGGCUCCGGCGCAGGCCUCAAGCUACUGGAGUGUUUCUGAAUCUAAUGACUUUCCGCUCCUGCUGCGAUCAUUUGGCUCUGACUGGACGGCAAUUGCGGCUCACAUGGGGUCCAAGACAGCAGUAAUGGUCAAGAAUUACUUUGUCCGCCAGAAGGACCAGGGCAAGACUGAAUGGGAUGCAAUUGUGCAAGAGGCUGAUGGGAAGCGGACCAGAGGGGAGAAGCGGCCUGAUCCACCGCUGCCCACAACGGGUGGACGAGGACGGAGAUAUGACAACUCGUCUGCAGUUGGCUCGACCAGGCCAUUGGCUGUGGCACCGGGCAUGGAGAUGCACAACGAGCCAGCCCAACAGAAGAUGGAGGCGACGAACCAACCUCCUCGAUCCCAACCGUAUCCCGGUGGCUAUGGUGUGCCCAUUGCCCAAGCGCCGACUCAGCAGCAGCAGCAACCGGCUCAGCAGCAACACCAGCAUCAGCAUCCGCAUCAGCAACAGCAACAGCAACAGCAUCAGCAACAGCAUCAGCAUCAGCAACCUCCACCGCCGCCGCCGCCGCAGCAGCAGCAGCCUCCGCAACAACAGCAGCAGCAGCCAUUGCUUGCUCAACCCGUGCCUGGACAGCAGCAGCAGCAACAGCAACAGCAACAGCAACCACCACCACAACCGCCACCGCCGCCGCCUCCUCUCGCCAUCCAGCAACACGCCGUGCCGCAGCCAGCGUCCCAGGCCAUGUCGCCCGGGCCUCGCCCAGCCUUGCGUGCUCCUGCCCAAGCCUUUGGCUUCCCCGAGCAUGCGCGAGAGCGCGAGGUGGUCGCACAAGCUCACCAACGAGUCCCGUUGCCGCCCAAGGGUGGCGGUGGUGCCAACCAAGUUCCUGAACUUCGAGACCAGCGACCGCUGGCUGCCGCUCAGCCAAUACCGUCCGCACAUCCCGACUCGAUGCUGGAACGCCAACAGAGAGAAAGGGAGCGUGAGCAGCGCGAUCGCGAGCGAGAACUUGCCGCCAGACAAGCUGAAAGACAGUCGAUGCGAAUAAAUGCCGAAGCAGAGCUGGCACAUCAACAGCGCCAUUACGAACAGCAACCGCCGCCGUACGGCCAUCGCCACCAGUCCAGCAUCGGCCAAGGACCUCGAGGCGAACCACUGUCAUUGUCGCGGCCGCCUUCACAGGAGCCCUCUCGAUCCGCCGCCGCCCAGCCAUAUCCGCCGCCGACGAUGCAUCAGCAACCGCCGCCGCCGUCUCAUGCCGUCCGUGGCAUGAUAGAUCACCCGUCCGUUGCGCAGUCUCCUCCCCUGGGUCCGUCGUCACGGCCGAUGUCUUCACUGCAGCAGCGACCGCCACCCGGCCAGGCUCAGGAACCCUACGGCCAUGCGCCGCCUCCUGGCCCUCCAGCUCCCACCCCCUCGGGUGCGUCGAGGCCGCCGACCGAGCCUCGCAAGACUUCCAACAUUAUGUCUCUUUUGAAUGACGAUCCGCCCCCGGCAUCGAAACGUGUCAGCGAGGUAUCAAACGUGCCUUCUGGGCCAUCAGGAACCCCUCCACCCCCGACCAUGGGACGACCACCGCCUCCCGGACCUGCGCCGCCUUCACAGAUGCGCCGUGAGCCAGAACCGCAGUAUUCCCCGUACGGGCGAGCAGCCACCAAUGUUUCAGCCAUGCCAUCACUCAAGCCUACCGCCUAUGGGGGAUCGCCUGGUCAGCCUCCUCACAUGGGUGCGCCGCGGUCGACCAUGGGCAUGCCCAACGAGCCAGUGCCUGCCGACAGAGAUCCCUACUACAGAGGGCAUGCUGCAUACCAAACUGGACACCACAGCGGAAACAACUCUCCUCAGACCGCUCAUCGAUAUCCUCCUGCCCAGGCACAGCCCCAAUACCCGCCUCAAGGCGGUUAUACAUCAUACGGACCUGGCGGACAACCCACCCACGCCGCCUCGCCGCCGCCUCCCCAGUACGGUGGACACGGCUCUGCCGCGAGAUCGCGAGAAGUUCCGCCGUCCGGCCGAGACAAUGCCUGGCCUCAGCAACCGACUUCCUCCGGCGCCUGGCCAUCUCAGCCCUCCAAACCCUCACAGGGCCCCCCGCCUCAACAGCAAUGGGCGCCUCCGCACCCUUCAUCGACACCCAAGCCAUCCACUCCCGCUCAGGCAUGGGCAUCCGCCCCUCCUCCCCAGCAUGUCGGCAUGAGAGACGACCGCGGCGCCCCCGUGUACGCCUCAAGCUCACAACCCCCCCAGCACUCGAUGCAGAGUCGAUACCCGCCGCCUGGAUCUCGCGGGCCCGAGCCUGUGCCCCCGCCACCAGCCCAAGGGUACCCGCGGUAUGCGUCAACACCAGGACCGGGGCCCAGAGACCCGAGAGAGCACCCGCGAAGCUAUACGCCGGGAUAUGAUUCCCGUGGCCCACCGCCUGGGAGUGGUUAUCCCGCGCCUGAUCCUCGGGAGAUGCAGAUGCGGGAUGCUAGAGAUCCAAGAGAUCCCAGGGAUCCAAGAGACGUCAUGGGAAGAGGCUUACGGCCGCACGAGUAUGAAAGGCAUCCGGACCAAUAUAGGCGCUAA